AUGCGUUCGUCUAAUUGCCUUUUCAGCGUCACCUCCUGGAGGAGGGAGAAGGCCAUCGCCCCUAGGCGGACUCAAGAUCAUGGAUUGUUCCAUGGUCAUUCUAACAGCCUGCCCUUUCCUCGAUACUCACAGAGCACCACGCUCGGUGGCGGCAUUGUAUCAGUUCUGGCGCUUGUCACGGACGCUCGUGACGGGCAUAACUGAUCAAUGACCGGCACCACCACGUCUGACGUUUCGCAUUGGCCGACUCGCCCAGCCGUUGUGCCCUUCUUCCUUUCUUUCCUCCUCGCCGUCUUCUCCCUACUCCCCUCCGUCCUGGAUGCCUUCCACCACCACCCCUCUCCCCCCUCCCAUGUCCCAGUUUCAACCGUCAGUCCGAGCCAAGGAUGCAAACCACACACCACCCGCUUUAUCUCUCGUCUCUCCGCCAGCAAGACAGACUACUAUUCUGUGCUCGGCCUCUCCCCGGGGGCCACGCCCGCCGAGGUCAAGCGCGCCUUCCGGGAGCGGGCCAAGACUACCCAUCCGGACUCAAGCCGCAGCGCGGACACCACACAAGAUUUUUUGGCCAUCAAGGAGGCUUACGAAACGCUGUACGAUGCCCGCCGACGCGCAGAGUUCGACCGACGGCGGCAGUUGGCUGAAGUGGCCGACUUGGCUGUGAGCGUCGGCGAGAUCUUGACCCGCGACGUGGCGGUCCCACUGGCCCGGGACGUUGCACUCCCCCUUAUCAAAACCGCCUUCGAGGGACUCGACCAGACCGUGAUCAAGCAGUUCGCCACCCCGAUCCUCAAACGCACGCUCCAGCAGUCAGCGGCCGCUGUGGAGGCCGUGCGGCAGGUGGCGCAAGACCGGGCGCAGUACUUCACGCAGGUGCAAGCCUCGUGGCGCGCGGAGGAGAUCCGAUCUUUGACGCAGCAGCUGGAAGAGAUGACGGCCAAGGCGAAGGACGCGCGCGCGCAGGUCAAGGAGGCAGCCGGCUUGGUCUCGGAGGCAGUAGACCGGGAAGGGGCCAUCCAGGCCCGGUUGGAGGCGGUGGAGGGCGCGAGUGAGUCCUCGGCGGCUGCCAUGCAAGGGUUGCGGGAGGAGAGCAGGCGGGCCCUAUCCGAUUUCCAGGAGAGGGUGGCAGAGGAAGCAGAGCGUCGACAAGCGGCACGCAGGCUGAAGACGGAAGAAACGCGGGUGCUGGCCGCCAACAAGCGCUUGGAGGCCUUCGCCCUGACCGCAGACGCGGAGGUGGCGGAGGCGGAGGAGGUCCUGCGCCGGGCCCAAACGCGGAUGGAGAAGGCCAGGCAAGCGCGGGAAAGGGCGCAGGGCUUGUUGAAGACGAGUCAAGAGGAGGCGGACGGCGUGCGAGAACGGCUCUCACAGACCAGCCUGGACCUUCAGGAGGCUUUGGCCGCGGUGGCCCCAUCGCGGAGGGUCUGGCAGGAAGCUCAGGCGCGCGAGGCGUCGUUGCUCGCUCAAUUGAAAAGCCAGAGCAAGGAGGAGGCGGCCCUGCGACAGGAACUGGCCAUGGCCGUCCGAAGACGCGAGAUGGCGCGCCGGGAAUUCCUGGCGGCCGAGCGGCGUACGGGCUUGUUCCAGAAGGGCGUGAUGGAGCUUGCCGGACAGAUAGAGCGCAAGUACAACGAGGCUCUGGCCGGCUCCGGGAUAACGAGCACGUCGGGCGCUACGUCCGCCGCGGCAGCGUCGGAAGCAGGGCAGGACCUGGGAAGGAGGACGGGGCCAGAGACAGGAGUCGGAAAAGAAGUGUCGGGAGAGGCGCGCAAGCGGCGGCAACGCGAGGCGUUUGACCUCGUCUUUGGGAGCAUACGGAAGCGGUCGCGGGGCCCGACACGGGGGAAAAAGACAGACACAGCGGUGGAGGAGGGCGUGGGCCCGGGCAGCAAGGACGAUCCAGCGACGUCUGGAGAUUGGGACUCCUCCGAGGAACCAGGAGAGCCACUGGAGGAGGCGUCAAGCGUGCAAGCACCUGCUGCGUCGACGGCUGCGGCCCCCCGGGCGGAGCCCGAAAACCCAGUAGAGGGGGGAGGGGCUCAGGAAAUGGAACGUGAUCCCGCCCAGCAGGAGCUGCAGGGCGUGGGAAGAUGACAUCGGUUGCGUCAAGUCCUCGGAACUCGCGGCGGGUGUGAAGGUUAGGGAACUUGAGAGUGUGAGAGUGGUCAGCUUACUGGGUAUGGGGCGUUCUCAGAGGCUUUUGGGCUCCAGUGCCAGAUAAGCGAGCAGUCCAGGUCAAAAACGACGAGCAAGAUCUUUGUUGUGGGUGCGUUCGUGUAUGUAGAUUGUGUACUGAAUAGAUGUAGCCCCUCGCCGUACCGUGUGGGCGCUCUUAGGCUUCCAGGACGGAAGAACUUUGCUAGAAGAGCAGAAAGGAGGGAAAGAAGGGAAAAACGGCGUGCCGCGGGUAGAAGCUUUGUAUGAGGGCUUUGCGGUGCAUGCGUGGAAAUGGUAACAACGAGGGAGACGCGGUCCGCUUGUUGAAUUGGGAAUUCUCCACUCUCAAGGAGGGGGGGGGCGGAGGAGUAGGGUGUAGGCAGGCAAGUAACAACGAGAAAGGUGAGAUGGCCAACCUGGUCUCUUCCCCACCGUCGCACAUCACAUAGUGAAUCAAGGCAUAGAUAAA
Messenger RNA from Nannochloropsis gaditana CCMP526, 2626 nucleotides. Its product is annotated as chaperone protein. The coding region runs from base 208 to 2094 and encodes 628 amino acids. The transcript is spliced from 3 exons. The record is from RefSeq and is a predicted model, not a curated record. Gene Ontology annotation, biological process: protein refolding. Gene Ontology annotation, cellular component: cytoplasm.